GGAAAGAUGCGUGAGCAACUUAGACUACAAAAAUACCAUACAUUCUCCUUCCAAUAUGCGUAAUACAUCAUGUAGGCAUGCAGGGUUUGACCAAAGCUUACAGAUUGGAGAGAACAAGAUUUGUAUGAAAUUCCGAAUGAGUAAGGAUCUUCAGCAAUCUGUAUCAAUUCAACCUAGUGACUAG
Messenger RNA from Dentiscutata heterogama, 184 nucleotides. Lineage: Eukaryota; Fungi; Glomeromycota; Glomeromycetes; Diversisporales; Gigasporaceae. The record is from the annotation of a GenBank genome assembly.